Messenger RNA from Cucurbita moschata (crookneck pumpkin), 3265 nucleotides. Its product is annotated as probable leucine-rich repeat receptor-like serine/threonine-protein kinase At3g14840. The transcript is spliced from 24 exons. The coding region runs from base 72 to 3107 and encodes 1011 amino acids. Lineage: Eukaryota; Viridiplantae; Streptophyta; Magnoliopsida; Cucurbitales; Cucurbitaceae. Gene Ontology annotation, molecular function: protein binding; ATP binding; protein kinase activity. The record is from RefSeq and is a predicted model, not a curated record. Gene Ontology annotation, biological process: protein phosphorylation.
AAAUACCUUUCUCGCUUCUCCCACUCACUGCAACUCCAUUAACCCUCUCUUCUUUCUCCCAGUUCCGAGCCAUGUUUUUGGCUCCAUUUCUCUCCCGCCUUUUACUCCUCUCUCUCUGCUUCAUUUCCCUCGCUUCCGGCGCUGCUCGGCUGCCGGACGACGAAGUUGAGGCCUUGAGGGAGAUCGGUAAGACAUUGGGGAAGACGGACUGGAAUUUCGACGCCGAUCCAUGCGGCGGUGUUAGCAGCGGUUGGGUUUCGGAUUCUCCGCAGUUCGACCCUAAUUUUACUAAUAAUGUCACCUGCAACUGCACGUUCCUGAACAAUACCGUCUGUCACGUCACCAACAUUAGUCUGAAGGCGCAGAGUCUUCCAGGUACUCUGCCACCGCAAAUAGUGAGGCUGCCUUUCCUGCAGGAACUUGAUCUUACCCGCAACUAUCUCAGCGGCUCAAUCCCUCCAGAAUGGGGUUCCACCAAUCUCCUCAAAAUUUCGCUUCUUGCAAAUCGGUUGACGGGUCCAAUCCCAGAAGCGAUUGGAAACAUCAGCUCUCUUGCAGAGUUGGUCCUGGAAAUGAAUCAAUUCUCUGGAAGUUUACCCACAGAACUUGGAAAUUUGACCAGCUUAUCAAGAUUACUUCUUACCUCAAACAACUUUUCUGGGGAGCUCCCAUCUUCACUGGCAAGGAUAACCUCAUUGACGGACUUUCGAAUUAGUGAUAACCACUUCACAGGGCAAAUACCUAAGUUUGUACAGAAUUGGACGGCUCUUACAAAAAUAGCUAUUCAGGCAAGCGGGUUGGAUGGGCCAAUUCCUUCUGAAAUUGGACUUUUGACAAAAUUAACUGAUGUGAGAAUCAGUGAUUUGAAUGGAGAUUCAUCACCCUUUCCACCCCUUAAUACAUUGACAAAAUUGAAAACCCUGAUUUUGAGGAGUUGCAAUAUAACUGGGGUGCUACCGGACAAUCUUGAUGGGUUGACACUGUUGAAAACCUUAGACUUCAGCUUCAACAAAAUUACUGGACCAAUACCUGACAGCUUUGAAGCUUUAAAAAAAGUGGAUAGCAUAUAUUUAACUGGAAACAUGCUAAAUGGAUCGGUGCCUGUUUGGAUGCUACAGCAAGGAGAGAGCAUUGAUCUCUCUUAUAACAAAUUUACUCCAAUCAAUAGUGAGAACACUGGUUGUCAAUCACGAAAUUUAAACCUGUUUGCGAGCUCUUCCCAGGACAACAGUUCCGGUGGAACAGUUUCAUGUAUACCGAGCACUUGUGAAAGAACUUCGUACUCUCUCCAUAUCAACUGUGGUGGGAAGGAAUUAAUUAACGGAACAACCACAUUUGUUGCAGACGCAGACACUGGCAAAUCAUCAUUGUUUUUCCAACGUGUAGAAAAUUGGGGAUUUAGUAGCACUGGUAAUUUUAUGGACGACGCUCGCUCAACAGACGACUUUAUUGCAUUAAAUAUAUCCGCUCUCUCGAUGCCAAAUCCUGAAUUGUACGUGACGGCACGUAUUUCACCGAUUUCUCUUACUUACUAUGCAUAUUGCAUGGGUAGUGGAAACUACACAGUAGGCCUCCAUUUCGCUGAGAUAGCGUUUACUAAUGACACAUCUUAUAGAAGCCUUGGCAGACGCUUAUUUGAUGUCUAUGUUCAGGGAAAGCUGAAGUUGAAGGAUUUUAAUAUUGCAGAUGCUGCAGGUGGUAUUGGCAAACCUAUUGUAAAGAACUUCACCGUUCCUGUGACUAAUGGUACUAUAGAGAUUCGCCUAUUUUGGGCCGGGAAGGGGACAACUGCAAUCCCUGUGAGAGUGGUUUAUGGUCCUUUGAUUUCUGCCAUUUCGGUUGAUCCUGACUUUGAGCCACCAUCAGAAGGUGGGAAGGACAUAUCUGCCGGUGCUGUGGUUGGAAUUGUGGCUGGAAUUGUGGCUGCUGUGAUCUUUGUUAUCAUCUUUGUUCUUGGAGUCUUGUGGUGUGGAGGCUGCCUACAAAAGAAAAGCACACUUGAACAAGAGUUGAAGGGUCUAGAUCUAGGAACAAGUUCAUUUUCAUUAAGACAAAUCAGAGCUGCCACUAACAAUUUUGAUGCUGCCAAUAAGAUUGGAGAAGGUGGUUUUGGUCCUGUCUACAAGGGUGUUCUUCAAGAUGGCACUGUAAUCGCAGUGAAGCAACUUUCUUCCAAGUCGAAGCAAGGAAAUCGCGAAUUUGUGAACGAAAUAGGCAUGAUAUCUGCAUUGCAACACCCGCAUCUAGUGAAGCUUUACGGAUGUUGUGUCGAAGGAAAUCAACUUUUGCUAAUAUACGAAUAUCUCGAAAAUAAUAGCCUUGCUCGUGCCUUAUUCGGACCUGAAGAAUUUCAACUGAAACUGGAUUGGCCAACCAGGCACAAAAUUUGUGUUGGUAUAGCUAGAGGUUUAGCAUAUCUUCAUGAGGAGUCAAGACUAAAGAUUGUUCACCGAGACAUCAAAGCUACCAAUGUUCUGCUUGAUAAAAAUCUCAACCCCAAGAUUUCGGACUUCGGUUUGGCCAAGCUGGACGAAGAAGAAAAUACGCACAUUAGCACCCGGAUUGCGGGUACCUUUGGAUAUAUGGCACCGGAAUAUGCCAUGCGAGGCUACUUAACUGACAAGGCAGAUGUUUACAGCUUUGGCAUCGUAGCCUUGGAGAUACUGAGCGGUCGAAGUAACACAAUUUUCCGAACCAAGGAUGAUUGCUUUUACCUUCUUGAUCAUGCUAAUACUUUAAAAGAGGGAGACCGUUUGUUAGAGCUUGUCGAUCCACGGUUAGGUUCGGAAUACAACCAGAGAGAGGCAAUGACGAUCAUCGAUAUUGCUUUCCGAUGUACGAACAACACUGCUGCAGUUAGACCUACCAUGUCAUCAGUGGUGAGCAUGCUGGAAGGGAAGGUUGCUGUGAAGGAGGUGGUUUCAGAUCCUAGUGUCUCGAAACAAGAAGUGAAUACGACGUGCGUUUAUUACCAGAAAGGGCAAACUACAGACGAGAGUCGGAUACAAAAUAUGUCGAUAGAUGGACCGUGGACUGGUUCGUCAACUACUGGCAGUGAUCUCUAUCCCAUGCUCCUGGAUUCUAUAUACUUGGAGGAUAGGAACUAGAGUUGAUCUUUGUCCUCUAUGGAUUUGCUUACAUGCAACUGUGUUAAGAGUUCAAAUGCUGUGAUGCAUGCUUAUCUGCAGUACGGAACCAAACAAACGACCCAUUAAUAGUUCGAGGCUAUCGCUAAUAGAUAUUGUCCGCUAUAACUCAUUAUGUA